AUGGCUGACAUUGACGUGGAAAAAGUUCUUUCGGAAUUGACUCUUGCCGAGAAAAUCGGUCUCACCGCCGGUGUUGACUUCUGGCACACUUACAAGGUGGAAAGAUUGGGCGUCCCCACCUUGCGUCUUUCGGACGGUCCCAACGGUGUUAGAGGCACCAAGUUUGUGAACGGCGCCCCUUCCGCCUGUUUCCCUUGCGGCACCGGUUUGGCUUCCACUUUCAACAAGGACUUGUUGUACAAGGCCGGUCGUCUCAUGGCAGAUGAGGCCAAGCACAAGAGCGCCCAUGUCAUUUUGGGCCCAACAACGAACAUGCAAAGAGGACCUUUGGGAGGCAGAGGUUUCGAGUCCUUCUCGGAGGACCCUCAUCUUGCCGGUAUGGCGUCGGCGUCCAUUGUCAAGGGAAUGCAAGACAAUGACAUUGCGGCCACCAUCAAGCACUUUGUGUGCAACGACUUGGAGCACGAGAGAAACUCGUCCGACGCCAUUGUCACCGAGAGAGCCUUGAGAGAAAUCUACUUGGAGCCCUUCCGCUUGGCCGUCAAGUAUGCCGACCCCAAGUCCUUUAUGACCGCCUACAACAAGGUGAACGGCGAGCAUGUGUCGCAGUCCCACCGCAUCUUGGAGCAGAUCCUUAGAGAGGAGUGGAACUGGGACGGCUUGGUGAUGUCCGACUGGUAUGGAGCAUACACCGCCAAGGAGUCGCUCACAAACGGCUUGGACUUGGAGAUGCCCGGUCCUUCGGGCAUGCGGACGGUCCAGAACAUCUCGCACAUGGUCAACUCGAGAGAGCUCAACAUCAAGUACUUGGACGAGCGUGUGCGCAAUGUGUUGAAACUUGUCAAGUGGUGUGCCCGCUCAAAGCUUGAAGAGAGAGGCCCAGAGACCACCGAGAACAACACGCCCGAAACAAGAGCGUUGUUGAACAAGAUCGCUUCAGAGCUGGUUGUGCUUUUGAAGAACAACGACAGCGUGCUUCCCCUCAAAAAGGAGGAGUCCAUUGCCGUGAUCGGGCCCAACGCCAAGUUUGCCGCAUACUGCGGUGGAGGUUCGGCGUCUUUGCUCUCCUACUACACCACCACGCCUUACGAUGCCAUCAAGGAGAAGUUGGGACACGAGCCAAAGUACGCCGUGGGCUGCUACGCACACCAGAUGUUGCCUGGGUUCUCUCUCUCGCCAUACACCAAGAACCCAGUUACUGGCAAGAGCGGCGUCAACUGUAAGUUGUACAAUGACGCCCCAGGUACCAAGAACAGAAGGCAGUUUGAUGAAUUUGACAUCACCAUGUCCCCAAUCAUCUUGUUCGACUACAGGCACCCAGCCAUUGUGGACGAGUUGUUCUACAUGGACAUCACUGGAGACCUCACGCCAGAGGAAUCCGGCGAGUACGAAUUCUCCUUGACCGUUUCUGGUACUGCCCAGUUGUUCAUUGACGACAAGUUGGUGAUCGACAACAAGAACUCGCAAACGCUUGGAACCGCCUUCUUCGGAACUGGUACCAUUGAAAUGAAGCAGAAGGUCCCCUUGGACGCAGGAAAGACUUACAACGUGAGAGUGGAGUUUGGCUCCAGCAAGACUUCGAAGCUCAGACCUCUGAGUGUCAUCUCUUUUGGUGGCUGUGUCUCCAUCGGUAUGUGCAAAGUCAUCGACCCUAAGGAGGAGAUCGCCAAAGCUGUCGAGUUGGCCAAGUCUGUCGACAAGGUCGUUUUGCUGAUCGGUUUGAAUGCCGAGUGGGAGUCCGAAGGUUUCGACAGACCAGACAUGGAGUUGCCUCUCCUCACCAACGACUUGGUGGAGGCUGUUUUGGCCGCCAACCCUAACACGGUUGUGGUCAACCAGUCGGGUACCCCAGUGGAGAUGCCAUGGCUCUCCAAGGCGAAUGCUUUGGUGCAUGCGUGGUACGGCGGAUCAGAGGCCGGAAAUGCCAUUGCAAACGUUUUGUUCGGUGACGUCAACCCAAGUGGUAAAUUGUCUUUGUCGUGGCCAUUCAAGAACUCGGACAACCCAGCGUACUUGAACUUCCACACCGAAAGAGGAAGAGUGCUCUACGGUGAGGACAUUUACAUUGGAUACCGUUUCUACGACAAGUUGCAGAGAAGAGUCGCCUUUCCUUUCGGAUACGGUUUGUCCUACACAACGUACAAGUAUUCCGACUUGAACGUCACCGUAAACGAAGAAGACGACAGUUUGACUGCAAGUGUUACCGUCGAGAACACCGGAUCGAAGGACGGCGCCGAGACUGUUCAAUUCUACGUGGCGCCAAAGACUUCUGAAGUUGCAAGACCAGUCAAGGAAUUGAAGGGUUUCGACAAAGUCUUUGUCAAGGCAGGUGAAAAGGCAACGGCCAAGGUGCAGCUCUCUUUGAAGGACUCUGCCUCUUUCUUCGAUGAAUACCACGACAAGUGGAGCCUCGAGAAGGGAACCUACGAGGUGCAAGUCGGAAAGAGUUCCGAUGACGUUGAGUUGAUCCAAGAAUUCAAGGUGAAGGAGAGCAAGUUGUGGAGCGGCUUGUAA
This is a messenger RNA of Clavispora lusitaniae ATCC 42720, 2514 nucleotides long. RefSeq lists its product as uncharacterized. Gene Ontology annotation, biological process: glucan catabolic process. Gene Ontology annotation, molecular function: beta-glucosidase activity. Lineage: Eukaryota; Fungi; Ascomycota; Pichiomycetes; Serinales; Metschnikowiaceae. The record is from RefSeq and is a predicted model, not a curated record.